UUUCCAACACACUAAUUACAGCCAAAGCUAAAGGAAUAGAAAAAGCUCAAGUGGAAAACAAAAGAAACAACAAAAACUCCAUUGAAGGACCUAGACAAGAAGAAAAUGAAGAACCAGAGUAAAGUCCACUAUAAUCUUUCAAGAACCAUGAACUCUCUAAUCACUCUCCUCUUCUUCUCAAUCCUCUCCACCUUCAAAAUCUCAAAUUCAUCUCCAUUAAAACCACACCCACUUCCAAUCUUACCCAUCCCUUCAUCCCAACAGCUCCAAUGGCAACUCGGAUCCAUGGCCAUGUUCCUCCAUUUCGGACCCAACACAUUCACCGACUCAGAAUGGGGCACCGGAAAAGCCAACCCAUCUGUUUUCAACCCGACCCAUCUCAACGCAACCCAAUGGGUCCAAAUCGCUAAAGACUCAGGCUUUUCCCGCGUCAUCCUCACAGCUAAGCACCACGACGGGUUCUGUCUCUGGCCUAGCGAAUACACCGAUUACUCCGUCAAAUCUAGCCCCUUUAGAGGCGGAGCUGGCGACGUCGUGGCUGAACUAGCUGCUGCGGCGGCGGAAGCUGGAAUUGGACUUGGUCUUUACCUUUCUCCAUGGGAUCGUCAUGAUCCGUGUUAUGGCAAGACAUUGGAGUAUAACGAGUUUUACCUGAGUCAAAUGACCGAGUUGUUAACAAAUUAUGGAGAGAUUAAAGAAGUUUGGUUAGAUGGUGCUAAGGGAGAAGGAGAGAAAGAUAUGGAAUAUUUCUUUGAUACUUGGUUUAGUUUGAUCCAUCAGCUUCAGCCCGGAGCUGUUAUUUUCUCUGACGCCGGUCCUGAUGUCCGGUGGAUCGGUGAUGAAGCUGGACACGCUGGUUCCACUUGCUGGUCACUCUUUAACCGAACUAAUGCCAAGAUUGGUGACACUGAUCCUUUGUAUUCUCAGGAAGGUGAUGGCUUUGGGCAAGAUUGGGUACCAGCGGAAUGUGAUGUAUCGAUUCGACCUGGUUGGUUUUGGCACGCUUUGGAGUCUCCGAAACCGGCUGUUCAGCUUUUGGAUAUAUACUACAACUCAGUUGGAAGAAACUGUCUCUUCUUGCUUAAUGUGCCUCCUAAUUCUUCAGGAUUGAUAUCUGAACAAGACAUUAAGGUUCUUGAGGAGUUCCGCGAGAUGAAAAAGUCUAUUUUCUCGAACAAUCUCGCCCGUAAAGCCUUGGUUAACUCGAGCAGUAUUCGUGGCGGUCAAGUUUCACAGUUUGGUCCUAAGAAUGUUUUGAAAGAAGGAUUAGACAAGUACUGGGCGCCAGAGGAGAAUGAGAAGAAAUGGGAGUUGUACUUGGAGUUUAAAGACUCAGUUAGUUUUAACGUUUUGGAAAUUAGAGAACCGAUACAUAUGGGUCAGAGAGUCGCGUCUUUCCAUCUCGAGACGCAUAACACUGUAAGCGGGAAGUGGGAGAGAGUUGUGAGGAGCACGACGAUCGGGAACAAAAGGCUAUUACGGUUUCCGAAGGUUGAGUCGCGGUCUCUAAAGCUUGUUGUGGACAAAGCGAGAGCCGACCCACUUAUAUCAUACCUUGGAAUCUACAUGGACAAGUUUUCAGUUUCAAGUGGAAACACAACAAAGAUAACAACAAUCACAAGGACACUCAAGGAGGAGCAACAACUACAUGAUUUGUAAUAAACAACUCUCAAGGAUACACCACAUAAGUGUUUGGUUUUCCUCUAGAGUAUCCUUUUAUGUGCAUCACUUCAUAUAUGUGACAGUAUGAUUGUCAAUUCUAAAGUAAAUAAUAUGAUGAAUCCUUGUA
This is a messenger RNA of Camelina sativa (false flax), 1789 nucleotides long. RefSeq names its product alpha-L-fucosidase 1. NCBI's taxonomy places the organism in Eukaryota, Viridiplantae, Streptophyta, Magnoliopsida, Brassicales, Brassicaceae. Gene Ontology annotation, biological process: fucose metabolic process; glycoside catabolic process. Gene Ontology annotation, cellular component: lysosome. The record is from RefSeq and is a predicted model, not a curated record. Gene Ontology annotation, molecular function: alpha-L-fucosidase activity.